This is a messenger RNA of Aedes albopictus (Asian tiger mosquito), 4057 nucleotides long. It is a transcript of the gene SCAP, whose product is annotated as sterol regulatory element-binding protein cleavage-activating protein. The transcript has 8 exons. Gene Ontology annotation, molecular function: protein binding; sterol binding. Gene Ontology annotation, cellular component: endoplasmic reticulum membrane; SREBP-SCAP complex; Golgi membrane. Gene Ontology annotation, biological process: regulation of cholesterol biosynthetic process; SREBP signaling pathway. The record is from RefSeq and is a predicted model, not a curated record. Bases 16 to 4035 code for a protein of 1339 amino acids. NCBI's taxonomy places the organism in Eukaryota, Metazoa, Arthropoda, Insecta, Diptera, Culicidae.
AUACAAUAUAGUAUAAUGCAUAAUCUCGUUUUCUGCUUUCAUUCCAGUUUCCCUCUGCUGAACAUUCCUCUUCCGGGAACGAUUCCAACCAAAGUGAUAUUUCCCUACACUGAACAAAUUGGCCAUAAUCUACACCUGACGAAUAUCAACGCCAGUGAAUCCAGCUCAUCGGAUCUGUACAAUCCUUUCAACUUCAAUGGAAACAACUUAUUCAACAUUUACAACAUCAGUCUGGAACCGCCAUUUCCCUGGGCUCGAAUAGAUCCUUUGCUAUACGUCCAGCAGAUCAUUAUGCGUUCCAGCGUGGUCCCGUGGGAGGAUGGUCUGCAGCUGAUGGACGCCUAUCGCGGGCCGCUGUACGAAGUAUUCAAGCUGAUUGAGAUUAUUCGGAAUCACGAGGACGAAAGCAAAACAACCUUGAGUCAUCUGUGUUUGCACGUAGAGAAUGUGAAACGCGCCUCGCAACAAUUGCUAUUUCCGGAGUACAACUGUUUGCUGCUGUCGCCUGCAAACCUGUGGCAACAGAAUGUCCAAAAUUUCAACAAGGAUAGCAGUUUGCUGAAUACGGUUUUCUUGAACCAUAAUUUACAAAAAUCAAAAGUAUCCACAUCUGAAAUGCUGUUCGGGAUAACGCUUCGAGACACCGGUGUCAAGCGGUAUCCCACGCGAGUUCGCUCGCGGAUCAUCCAGUACGCCGUCACGUUAAUCCUCCGUGAGAACAAUCUCGCCUACAUCAACUCUUUGAAGGAAAAACUUACCAAGACCUACCCACUGCAUCAGCCAAUUUCCCCUGAAGCGGAAACUCCCCAGCGAACGUCGCAAAAUCCGCGGGAUCAAUCGUCCAUCAUGUACAUAUUCUAUCCGGGAGAGUUCGAUUGGAAGGAGUUCCUGCCGCAGUGCAUUGCGAUCGUGAUGCUAUUCUUGUACGUGUACUUCUCGGUGCGAAAGAUAGACGAGAUUCGAUCGAGGAUGGUGUUGGCAUUCAGCGCUGUUUUCACCGUGUUGGGCAGUUUGACCAUGUCUUUAGGAAUGUGUUUCUUCUUUGGAUUGACCAUCAGUUUGCAGUCGAAGGGUGUCUAUCCGUACUUGGUGAUACUGGUGGGAUUGGAGAACGUGUUGGUAAUUACGAAGAGCGUUCUAACGACGGAUAGCAAUCUGGACGUGAAGAUUCGCGUUGCACAGGGUCUCUCCCGAGAGGGAUGGUCCAUCACGAAGAAUUUGUUGACAGAGAUCACGAUCCUGACGGUUGGCUUGUGCACGUUCGUUCCGGUGAUCCAGGAGUUCUGCAUUUUCGCGAUAGUAGGAUUGGUGUCGGAUUUCUUCCUGCAGAUGAUGAUUUUCUCUACGGUGUUGGCGUUGGAUAUUAAGCAGGUGGAGUACAGUGCGGAGGUUCGACAGUUGCCGAAAAUGUUAUACUACAAUAGUGACGCCCGUUUGAACGCAAUGGAAGCCAAGCGAAUCGGUGGACUAAGUCGAUCGAUGUCACACCCGAAACUGUCCGGACUGGAUCAAGGUAGCGGUCACAAGAAGAACAGUCUGACUACGUCGGGUAACGGAAAAGACAAAAAAAUACCAAAACGAUUGAGGAUCGUCAACUUCUGGGCACGGACUCGAUUCUUCCAAAGGGGUUUCAUGAUUUGGAUGGUUCUGUGGAUAUCGAAUAUCAUCUACAAUUCGGGUUUGAUCGAGUUCAUGAUCGAUAAGAAUCUUUCGGCGCAACGUGCUGCCAGCGAGGCAAACAAAGUAGACAUUCCAAUGAAUGACAUGCAUGAUCUCAGAUCGGCAGACGCCGCUCACAUGAACUACAAUCAUUUCACCGAAGAAGAACUUCGCGGUGGCAACGAUCGCAUUUUGAACAUAACCGAGCAGCUGAACCGACUGAAAUAUCCGGACUAUGAAACCGUUUACCACCUGUCUAACUUUCAUUGGUCGUCCAUCCUGAAGCAGUACAAUAUAUCUCUGUCGGGAAGGUACGUAACAGUGUUGCCAUCGAUCAAGUUGUCGCACGCAGUGAAUCCUCAGGUCGCGUUGAAAUUGCGAAAUCCGGAGGAGAACACGCCCCAUCACUUCCAAUGGAAGGCACUAGCCGCCGCUUUGGACCCUCUGGAUUUGAACGACGUUGACAAUGGAGAUACUCCUAGCAUGAGUACCACGAAUGCUCCCUUCUAUCCCAAGACUCCGAUGGAGAUCCUUCUGAGUUGCAUGCUUAUCGCCGUCAGCAUUUUCGUCGUGGCCUACACACUAAUAAUGUUGUACCGAUGCAUGUGCACACGGAACUAUGCCGAAUGGCGUGCCAGUUGGAACGAGAGUGAAACCGAAGAGCCCAAGCAAGAGCAACGCAUCCUAGAGGGCGUUCCAAUUCAGGUCAAUGGCCACAAGCAUCGUAUCGAAUGCGUAGUAACGGAUGGCAAUAUGAUAGCCAGUUCGUGCCUGCAGGGUCAAGUCAAAAUCUGGGACGUAACCAAUGGGGAACUGGUGGCCGAAAUUCAUCGUGUCAGCAAUUUGGACAUGCAGUGCAAGGAGCAGCGAACCUCCCCAAAUUCAUCGGUUAUCGUACGAAGUGAACCAACCAGUGCAAACAUUACCGGAGUCCAGGAAGUCUUCCCGGAACAACCACCAGCCAGUUCCGCACCCAAGCUGAAAAAGAAACUGCAGUUCAACUUUUCCAAUCAGCAUCAACUGAUGGAGGCAGCUCUGUUCGACUUUGCCACCCAAUAUCAGCGACAUUUCACCAGUGACCCCAGUGGCGGGCAUCACCAGAAGCGGUUGAGCAAUGGAGGAUUGGAUUUAAGUGACCAUGGGUCGAAAGUGGACCUUCGGAAUCGGUUCCAAUCGAGCAACGCAGCCCAGUACUACGAGGCAGCGGUGAAUCACCCCAGAAGCAAUCGAUCUCCUCCUCCUCCUCCGGCAGCUUCCAGUUAUCAAAGGUCUCAAAGUGGCGAGGAGAAUGACACUCGGAGAGACCUGCUGGUUUCGGAGUCACCAACAACGAGUGCCAGUGGUGUCGCAGGUGCCAGUGCAACCGUUCGGAAGAAAACCUAUCAGCCGUCGCCGAUAUGGUGUUUAGACUUUUUGGAUAAUCUCAUCGUGAUUGGGUGCGCCGACGGGCGGCUGGAGUUUUGGGAGGGAACGACGGGUAAUUUUAAGUGUAUUUACGAAACAGAACAUACCCUGAACAACGGGGUAACAAACAUUAAACUAGCCGGAGAUAAAGUGAUUGCGGCGCGGUUGAGUGGUCGCAUUGACUUCCUGCGGCUGGAAACGUAUACCCAGGGUCGGCAGAUCGACUGGGGAUUUACGUCAGCGUAUCGAAGAACCCACGUUCGAACGGGUUCGGCAGGAAGUUUGGGAAUGUUGCAGAUAGGAGGUGCCCCGGCAGGGGAGGAGGAGCUCCGUUGUAUUCUGGAGUUCCACCAGCAGGGGCACCGGAUGCCGGUAACGUGCCUGGAAGUGGCAAGUGGCACCGUCAUGACCGGCAGCCAGGACCACACCGUGAAGGUAUUCCGUCUCGACAGCCACAUGUUGCAGUUCACGCUGCACGGGCACUGCGGGCCGAUAUCGUGCUUGUUCAUCGACCAAUGGCAAGCCGGUAUGGGCGCGUCCGGUUGUCAGGAUGGUUUCCUUUGCGUGUGGGAUUUGAUAAGAGGCGCCUGUGUGUACAAAAUUGAAGCCCACGACGAUUCGAUAGUGGCACUCGCGUGUUCUCCCAGUUACGUGAUUUCGCUUGGGUUGGACGAGCGGAUACGAGUUUGGGAUCGUUUCCAGGGACAACCGCUGACCAUGAUGACGGUAACGCAUGUCUACUCGUCACUGGUCAUGCUCACGCCUUCUCUCCUCGUGACGGCGAAGCCCGGCACGCUGGUCGUGUGGGACGUCCGGACGGGGGAGAUUGUCCGGGAGGUCAAAUUGGAUUGUUCCAAUUCGCAGCUCAGCCCGAAGAUUAUGCUACCCGCGUGCGGUUCGGUGAUCUGCGAUUACGGAAAUCAAAUGAGAAUUGUUCGCUUUCCACUGGUAGCGGCGGACAAGUGUGAUUAAAUCACUCCAUUAAAAAACCAAA